AUGAACAAGGGCGACGGCCUGCAGGGCGCGCUGAUCGUGCGGCCGCCCGGCACCAAAGUGGGCGCGCCGCCGCCGGCGGGCGAGCACAUCCUCUUCCUCAGCGAUUGGUGGGAGUACACCGGCGCCGCGAUGGCGAUCCGCCUCAACAGGCCGUUUGACCCCGCGAAGGCGACCAGCACCAGCGGCGACUGGUGCUGGUUUGGCGUGCCGCGCUCCAUCCUUAUCAACGGCAAGGGGUCCAUCUCGGACUGCGAGAACGUGUACGACCGCAAGGUCAACCAGACUAUGCCAAACGGCAAGGUCGCGCAGACCGCAGACGUCUUCAACCCCUGCAUCACUGGCGCCCUGGGCCCCAACGGCUCGUGGCCCGUCUGCAAAAUCGACUCCACCGCCUCCGCCAAGUGCAAGCGCGAGGAGAUCUCCCUCACGCCCGGCAAGCCCGCCACCUUCCGCAUAGUCAACGCCGCCACCCUCGUCUACAUGACCGUCUGCUUCGGCGGCCAUGACGUCACGGUGACGGCGGCAGACGCGCGGCCGGUGGCGCCAGUCGGCUUUGGGGAGUGCGUGGACCUGAACCUGGGGCAGCGGCUGGACGUGACGGUCAAGCCCAACGGCACCGCCAAGAGCGACUGGCUGUCGGGUGCGCGGCGGCCUCGGGUCGGGCCGUGGCGGGGCGUCGGGCCGCCCUGGGCCUGGGCGGGGCGGGGCGCAAAGGUCUUGGGGUUGUGGCCCGGCGUGUGA
This is a messenger RNA of Monoraphidium neglectum, 741 nucleotides long. RefSeq lists its product as hypothetical. The transcript has 5 exons. The coding region runs from base 1 to 741 and encodes 246 amino acids. The record is from RefSeq and is a predicted model, not a curated record. Gene Ontology annotation, molecular function: oxidoreductase activity. Lineage: Eukaryota; Viridiplantae; Chlorophyta; Chlorophyceae; Sphaeropleales; Selenastraceae.